UUUGUGUUGCCUCUUCAUUGCUAACCGUCACAAACAAGACAAGUUUUAAGAUUUUAUUUAUUUUUAGACGACUGCUCAAACAACUAGGAACAAUAUUUUAAUUUAUACAGAGCUAUAUUUAUUUUUCGUUCACUCAUUUCAAAAAAUAUGUUAUCUGUUUCGUGUAUAUCUAAAUGAAUGUUAGUUUAAUCAAAGUUGUCAAAAGACGAUUGAAAAACGUUAGUUUUAACAUAUUCAAAUUCUUUAGUUACGGAAAAGGAAUUUAAAUUACAGAGCAUGUUUCAUUAAGUAACAAACUGUGCAAUUAGGUGUGAACAAACUUCUUGGUCGAUCAGACAAAUGCCAAACUUUGAUAAUGCCAUCAAUUAAUAUUCGAUCAUGGGUCAGUUCCCUUGUACGUACACAGUACUAUUUAGUUAAUAAUUAACUAAGGUGAUUAAAUUAUUUAAAACACUCAUAAUUACACGUCAAUAUUAUUUUAGUCAUUAAGAUUUUCUCUCCAUCUGCCACUAUAAAUAAGAGAUGUUAUAUCACCACCAUAUCUCAAACCAUGGAGCUGAAAAUCGCUCCACCAGUAACCUCCGGCUCACUUACCUUCAAGGUGAACCGACGGGAGCCAGAGUUAGUAUCCCCGGCCAAGCCAACACCGAGAGAGCUCAAACUCCUCUCCGACAUUGAUGACCAAGAAGGACUAAGAUUCCAUAUUCCCUCUAUCUUUUUCUACAGACACAACCCCAAUGUUUACUCUGAUCCGGUCGCAGUGAUUCGGAGAGCCCUGGCCCAGACGCUGGUCUACUACUAUCCGUUAGCCGGUAGGCUCCGAGAAGGACCGAACCGGAAACUUGCAGUGGACUGUACAGGCCAAGGCGUCUUAUUCAUAGAGGCAGAUGCUGACGUUACACUAGCUGAGUUUGAAGAAAAGGAUGCUCUUAGUCCUCCUUUCCCUUGCUUUGAAGAACUUCUCUUUGACGUAGAAGGUUCAAGUGAGGUUAUCAACGCACCUUUGAUUCUUAUCCAGGUCACGCGUCUGAAAUGUGGCGGGUUUAUCUUCGCCAUCCGUCUCAACCACGUAAUGGCCGACGCUGGAGGUCUCUCACUCUUCAUAAAAACGAUUGGCGAGUUCGCACGUGGAUGUCACGCUCCAACGAUCCCUCCCACAUGGGAACGUCACCUUCUAAGCGCCAGAGUCCCGCCACGUGUGACACAAACGCACCGCGAGUACGACGAAUCGGCAGCAGCCGAUGCAGAACCCGUCAUUGGAGACGGGGAAACUCUUGUCAGCAAAUCAUUCUUCUUCGGCGGCGCAGAGAUGUCAGCCAUACGGAAGCUCCUCCCACCGGACAUCGCCAACCGCAGCACCGGUUUAGAAACGCUGACGGCGUUCCUGUGGCGUCAACGCACCGCCGCUCUACGACCCGACGCGAACAAGGAGAUGCGAGUCAUAUUCAUCGUCAACGCGCGUCCCAAGCUCAAAAACCCAACGUUACCUCGAGGAUACUACGGAAACGCGUUUGCGUUCCCAGUCGCAAUCGCAAACGCCAGAGACCUAACGGAGAAACCGUUAGAGUUCGCUCUGAGACUAGUGAAGGAAGCUAAAGCGAGCGUGACUGAAGAGUACAUGCGAUCGCUUGCGGAUCUUAUGGUGACUAAGGGGAGACCAAAGUUCUUGGCGGACGGAGCCUACUUGAUAUCUGACGUGAGAAACUUUGCGGAUAUCGAUCUCGGGGUUUGGGGUAAACCGGUUUACGGAGGGAUCGGUAAGGCCGGGGUUGUGGACUCUCUGGGGUCUAGCUUCUACGUUUCGGCUGAGAACAGGAAAGGUGAGAGAGGGAUUCUUGUGCCGGUUUGUUUGCCGGAGAAGGCGAUGCAGAGGUUCGUGGAAGAGCUUGAGGCCGUGUUUAACGGUCAGUCUGUUGUGUCCAGUGGAGGAAACAAAAUCUAUCGUAAACUGAUCAUGUCUUGUCUGUAAAAUAUAGUAAUGAUUUAAGUGUAAGAUUUGUUAAGGAGUUCUCCACACUCAAAGUUAUUUCCGACAGUUUAAUGCU
This is a messenger RNA of Brassica rapa (field mustard), 2045 nucleotides long. RefSeq names its product (Z)-3-hexen-1-ol acetyltransferase. Lineage: Eukaryota; Viridiplantae; Streptophyta; Magnoliopsida; Brassicales; Brassicaceae. The record is from RefSeq and is a predicted model, not a curated record.